AUGGAGUCAGAACACUCAGGCACCCAAAGAGAACAAGACAUCGAGUUAGUCUCCAUCAAGUCGAGAUUACCACAGUUUUGGCGCGAUAAGCCUAGGCUAUGGUUCGCGCAGUUCGAAACUAUUACUGCCAACCAAAAGCUUAGCGAUGAGGCGAAGUUUGGACUUGUCGUCGCGCAACUGGACAAGAUGGACAUCGAGCAAAUUGGUGAUAUCAUCCUGUCACCAGCCAACACGGGCAGAUACGAGGCCCUAAAGAAAAGAUUGCUGUCUGUCUAUGAAGAGUCAGAAAAUAAACAACUACAGAAACUACUCAAUGAAGUUGAACUCGGCGACCAGCGACCUUCACAACUGCUACGACGGAUGCGAGAUCUGGGCCGCGACAAGAUUCCGGAGGACACACUGCGGAUGCUGUGGAUCAGCCACCUCCCACCGGCAACACGCGCCGUACUAGCAGUGAGCCAAGAAUCAAAAUUAGACUCGCUAGCGGCUAUGGCGGACAAAAUGGAUGAACAUACGAAGGAGAUACAAUCUGUUUGUUCCUGUAGUCACGGAAGCGUCACAUCUCCGAAACCUACGUCAUCAAACGAGAGGAUCAUAGAAAUGAUCGAGUCGCUGACGAAGGAAGUAAACGAGCUGAAGAUGGAAAGAGCGAGAGGCAACUAUCGUCAACCAUAUACUCAUCGCCGACGGUCGAGAUCCCGGUCAAGGUCAGCAAAUCCAGAGUCGGCCGUAUGUUACUUUCAUCGCAAGUUUGGAAAGGACGCCUUCAAAUGCAGAAAACCGUGCAAUUUCGCAAAGAAAACCGGCCAGAGACAGGAAAACUAG
Molecule: messenger RNA, 825 nt
Organism: Bicyclus anynana (squinting bush brown)
Lineage: Eukaryota; Metazoa; Arthropoda; Insecta; Lepidoptera; Nymphalidae
Exons: 1
Coding region: 1-825 (274 amino acids)
Source: RefSeq, a predicted model, not a curated record